This is a messenger RNA of Cuculus canorus (common cuckoo), 679 nucleotides long. RefSeq names its product regulatory subunit of type II PKA R-subunit domain containing 1 (gene RIIAD1). Lineage: Eukaryota; Metazoa; Chordata; Aves; Cuculiformes; Cuculidae. The transcript has 3 exons. The record is from RefSeq and is a predicted model, not a curated record. The coding region runs from base 24 to 557 and encodes 177 amino acids.
CACGGCUACCGGCCUCAGCCGAGAUGGCGCCGCCGCAGCCCCGGCAGGCCGUGUUCCGGGCCAGCACACAGCGGUUCCUGCGAGCCCACCCGACUGUGGAGCGGCUGCUCCGAGGUUUCUUCAGGGAGCUGCUGCUCCGGCGUCCAGAAAAUGUCCUCGAGUUCGCUGCAGGUGAGGGGAGGGCACAGAGGGUCCCAAAGGGGGAGAAGGGCACGGGGAGGUCCCCUGGGUGUGUGGGGACACGACACGGAGAGCCCCCCCCCCCCCAAAGAUGGAGACACGGACUGUCCCUACAUGGGGAGGGGGACACAGGGUUCCCCAGGGCACGACGGGCACAGGGAGGGAUUCUGAGGAUGAGGGGGUGCUGCAGGGGGUCCCCCCAGGGCAAAGGGGAACACAGAGGGGUCCCCAGUUCCCGCUCACCACCCCUUGCUGUCGUCCCCCCCCCAGAAUACUUCACCAAUCCGGAGCUGCCACGCCAGAUCCAGGAGGAACUGGGGGGGCCAGGAGCAGCAGAGGAGGGGCAGAGGCCAGCCCCCCACCCUGGGGGGAUGUAGAAGAGCCCCCCCCCCCCCCAAUCCUGCACACCUCCCCCAGCCCCAGAAGGGACCCCCACCACACUUCGCUCCACUCUGAGCCCUUUAUUCCAUGCUGGGGAACAGCCUUGGGACCCCCCCAA